This is a messenger RNA of Podospora bellae-mahoneyi, 1032 nucleotides long. RefSeq lists its product as uncharacterized. Gene Ontology annotation, cellular component: transcription factor TFIID complex; nucleus. Bases 1 to 1032 code for a protein of 343 amino acids. Gene Ontology annotation, biological process: transcription initiation at RNA polymerase II promoter; RNA polymerase II preinitiation complex assembly. The transcript has 2 exons. Gene Ontology annotation, molecular function: transcription coactivator activity; protein heterodimerization activity. NCBI's taxonomy places the organism in Eukaryota, Fungi, Ascomycota, Sordariomycetes, Sordariales, Podosporaceae. The record is from RefSeq and is a predicted model, not a curated record.
AUGAACAGCACUCCCAACAAAAAGCGCACCGCCGAUGGCGCCAGCGUCCAGUCGCCCGCUCUCAAGCGACGCAAAGCCUCCACCAUGUCCAUCUCGUCCAUCCCCGGAUCAACCCAUCCGCUUCGCCAAACCUCGUUCCCCCCGCCAGACGACCUUGCUGGUGCGCGAUCCCCUUCGGUCGAUUUUGACGCCAUGAGCCACGUUUCGGGCAGUCAAGUCAGCAUGAGCGUCACCGGCCCCCCCAAGAAGAAGCGCGGCCGCAAGUCAAAGGCCGAUAAGGCACGCGAACGAACUCCCUCGGUAGUUGGCGGAACCGCCAAAUCAACUGCUGGCCCUGGCGGCAGUGUGGUGUCCGGUGCCGGCGGAAAGAGCACUGCACCCGGCGCCGCGGGGGGUGCAGGUGAGGAUGGAGACGGCGACGAGGAGGGGGACACAGAGGUGGCCGCUACUGGCGCUGCCCUGACCAAAGAACAAAAGGAGGAGGAACAUAGACAGAGGGGUAUGUUGAUCGGCGCCUUCAAUGACGAACAAUUUGACAGAUUCGAAAAUUGGCGAGCCGCCAACUUGAGUAAGGCUGCCGUGAGGAGACUUGUCAAUGCUACCAUCUCGCAGUCCGUAGCAGAGAACGUUGUGAUCGGCAUGCGUGCUGUGGCCAAGGUCUUUAUCGGCGACAUCAUCGAGAGUGCCCGCAGGGUGCAAGGGGAGUGGAUUGACAAGACGGGGGAGAAGCAGACGGAUUUACCCACGCCGCCUGCCACGGCUGUUCCAUCACCGGCCACUACCGGAGAAGGCAGCAGUGUGCCUCAUUCUGGACAGCUGGGGCUUGCCGACAACACGGCCAGCAACACAGUCGCACCUGUCGAGGAGAGGCGUGGUCCCCUAAGACCAGAGCACAUCAGGGAAGCCAUGCGUCGCUACAAGACAGGCUUGGAAGGCGGCGGAGUGGGUAUGCAGCAGAUUUGGCAUCAGCAACAGCAAAGCGGCGUUGAACGAUUUCCCACGAGGACAGGAGGGAGGCAGAUCUUUCGUUAG